AUGGUCGCCGACCGAUCUCUAUUCACGACUUAUCGUCAGACGGCACACACCAAGAUCGGCGGCAUCGCGGGCGGCAUCACGGCUAUCGGCAUGGGGGACGUGGCAUUCGUCGCCAAGACUGGACACCCGAUCACGCUCCGUGGUGUUCUUCACACGCCUGGCCUACACGUCAACCUCCUCUCUGUCUCUCGCCUCUGCGACACCGACCGCGUUCGUCUCGCCUUCACCAGCGACGGCAUCGACAUCGCCAAGGACGGCCGGGCCAUUGCUCACGGUACCAGGGUCAACGACGGUCUUUACCUUUUGGACGCGGAUCACACCAAGUGUCAGCAUCUUGCCUUCCUCUCACGCUCUGAGUCUCCCGUGCCCCUGCUUACCCUACACCGCUGCCUCGGCCAUCUUGCCCCAUCCUCUAUACAGAAGAUGAUUGCUGCAGGUUUGCUGGACGGGUUUGGGGCCGGGUACAGUGACAAAGACGUAGAGGAGUUUGUUUGCAAUGCUUGCCUUGGUUCCAAAGGUCACCGCCUUCCCUUUCCCGACUCUGAGUCGCAUUCCGCCGAGAGACUUGGCCUCGUGCACAGCGACGUCCUGUCGUUCCCCACUCCGUCCUUGACCGGGAAGCGCUACCUUGUCACGUUUCUAGACGACCACUCUCGCAAACUCUGGGCAUAUGCGAUCGAUCACAAAAGCGAUGUUUUCCCGACCUUCCAGACUUGGCUCGCCGAAGUGGAGUUAGAGACGAACGCGCGGUUGAGGAUCCUUCGAACCGACAAUGGCGGGGAGUACCGAUCAAACGCAUUCACGGAGUUCUGCAAAUCCAAGGGCAUUCGUCGUCAAUACUCUAUCCCUUACACGCCUCAACAAAACGGUCGCGCCGAACGUGUCAACCUCUCCAUCGUCGAGGGCGUCCUCGCUCUCCUUGCGGACGCCCGUCUGCCGGCCACCUUUUGGGAUGAAGCGGCUGCGUAUUUCGUUUAUUGCAAAAACAGGUGCUCACACUCAGCUUUGGCCAAACAGACUCCAGAAUCCGUUUGGAACGGCCAACGCACCACCGCCACCGCCCUCCACCCGUUCGGCUGCACAGCCUGGCUCACGGUCGCCCCGGACCUUCGCAGCAAGCUCGACCCCAAGGCCGCGCGCGUGAUCUUCACAGGUUACGACCUCGCCUCCAAAGCUUUCCGUUUCUUUGACCAUUCCAUCAACAAGAUUGUACUUGGUCGCAAUGCCACCUUCCUCGACGACGACUUCCCCGGCCUGCCAGUCACCACGCCCGUCGAUGCAGACGACACCGACCGUCAGUUCGUCGUUCCCGCCGACACGCCCGCCCCUGCCGUCAAGACGAGGACCCCACUAGUAAGGUCGGCGCACAUGGACGUCUCAUCCUCCCUUGAUGAUUCUGCCAUGAGCGCCGUUGACGUGGCCCCAGGGUACACUGGCGGAACCUUACUUAAUUCCACAGAUACCGAAUCGUCCUCGUCACCGUCUCCUGAGCCGUCCUCGUCACCGUCGCCCACAAACCCUUUGUCACCGUCGCCUGCGCUGUCACCGUCGUUGGCAGCGUCAUCGUCACCCUCGGUCUCACCGACCGACUCUGACUACUCCGCCGACCCUCUGGACCUCAUCGGCUCACAGACCCCGACUCGCCUUGGCCCACCGGACGUGCACCGCCCAGACUUCAGCACGUACCGUGAGCCCGCAUCGGCUGAGGAGUCGCCCGACGAACUCGACAUCAUUGGGCGUCACUCACGCGAUGAAUCGCCGGAUGAAAUCGAUUUCCUCACCCAACACCACCGCGCCUUCAUCGCCACAGACGACGACGACCCCACCCUCGACGCCAUCGAGCCCGUCAAAUCGAUCACUAGCGACCCCCAGACCUGGCGCGAAGCAAUGUCCAGCGACGAGCACAACAUCUGGGCUGAGGCCGCCGCCGCCGAGUUCACCGCCAUGCGCGACGACUUCAAGGUGUUCACCAUCGAGCCUCGCUCAUCUGUACCGCCGGGCGCCACCAUCGUCACCUCCAAAUUCGUCUGGAAGACCAAGCGCAACGCAAGCGGUGAAGUCACGGGGCGGAAGGCACGUCUUGUAGCGCAGGGUAACCGACAGCGCGACGGCAUCGACUUCUCAGAAACCUUCGCACCCGUCGCCCGUUUCUCCUCCAUUCGCUGCCUCCUGGCUCUUGCCGCUGCCAAUGGCUACCACGUUCAUCAGGCCGACAUCGACAAGGCUUACCUCCACGGCGAGCUCGAUCAUGAUAUCUGGAUGACGACACCACGCGGUUUCGACUUCCCGAGCGAUAAGGUUCUCCGGCUGCGACGCUCAAUCUACGGUCUCAAGCAGGCCGGUCGCAUCUGGAAUCGUCACAUUGACACAUCACUCAGGAAUCUGGGGUACAAGGCAACAGGCACUGAUCACUGCAUUUACUCUCGCAUUGACGAUCAGCAGCGGCCUCACUAUAUCGCCUUGUAUGUCGACGACCUCCUCAUUGUCAGUCCAGCCCUCGACGAGAUCGAACGUGUCAUCUCCGGCCUUGAACAGCGGUACGGCGUCAAACGACUCGGCCCCGCGGAGUACAUCCUCGGAAUCCAAAUACGCCGCCUGGACGACGGUUCCAUUGCUCUAUCCCAGGAGCGCUACAUCAUGGACGUGCUGGCCCGUUUCCACUUCGACACCACGACACGCGGCACUACGGUGCCGAUGACGCCCGGCCUCUCGCUCACGGCAAUUCCGGGUCAGGGAACGGAGCGCAUUCGUUCGUGGUACCUACAGGCCAUCGGCUCCCUCCUCUACAUCUCCCUUGGCACUCGACCCGACAUUGCCUUCGCCGUCUCGUACCUGUCCCGGUUCGCCAACAACCCCGGCCGCCGCCAUUGGAUUGCCGUCAAACACGUCCUUCGCUACCUUCGCGCCACGUACCGCGAUGAGCUUCUCUAUGCCCGCGGCCCAGCAAAAGUCACGGGUGUGGUUGGUUAUUCUGAUGCGAACUGGGGCGCCUGCGUCGACACAUCCAUUUCAACGAUGGGCUACGUAUUUUACUUGGCAGGCGCCGCUGUCUCUUGGUCGUCGAAGCGUCAGACUCGGGUAGCGGAUUCCACCACUGAUGCCGAGUACCUGGCCUUGUCGCACGCGGGUAAGGAAGCGAUCUACCUUAACCAACUCCUCUCCGAGCUCCACGUUUGCCCAAUCGCUGCAGCUCACAUCUUCACCGACAACGAGGCCGCGGCCGCCGUCGCUCACGACCCCGUUCGCACCUCCGGCACCCGGCACAUUCGCCUCCGCGAGCAUUUUGUCCGUGACAUGGUCAAUCGAGGUGAUAUCUCUCUCUCACACGUUGGCACAGCAGACAUGGUUGCGGACGUAUUCACCAAGGCGCUAGGCCCCAAGAUUUUUGGUACACAUUGCUAUGCUCUAGGCCUCCGGACGCGACAUCCACGGCUCAAGUCUACCUCGCGUUCGCGUGGGGGGGGGUGUGAGGAAUCCACUCUCCGCUCGGCUCAGGACUUAGGCGCGCGGAGCGAACCGGGCGCGGACUUAGGCGCGCGGAGUGAGCCGGGCGCCCCGGCCCAGGACUUAGGCGCGCGAAGCGAGCCUGGGACUUAGGCGCGCGGAGCGAGCCUGGGCCAUUGGCUCAGCCCCAGGCUCGCUGGCUGUGGACUUGGGGCGCGCGGGUCUCUUAUUGUUAGCUUCCUAUUCAUCACUCUUGGCUAUAACUACAUCGCUGACGUAGUAGAGUUGAUCGAAUAGGUAUGUUGAAAUGCAUUGAUCACUCUUGGCUAUAACUACAUCGCUGACGUAGUAGAGUUGAUCGAAUACAGAGAGACUCGGCCUUGUACACAGCGAUGUGCUUUCCUUCCCCGAGCGGUCCUUGACUGGCAAACGUUACCUGGUCACAUUCCUUGACGAUUACUCGCGCAAACUCUGGGCCUACGCAAUCGGACACAAAAGCGAAGUCUUCGGCAUAUUCAAAACUUGGCUAGCCGAGGUUGAACUCGAGACGGGUGCGACGCUGAAGGUCCUCCGAACCGACAACGGUGGCGAAUACUGUUCGAGAGCGUUCACAGAGUUCUGCAAGACACGAGGCACCCGUCGACAAUACUCUAUCCCACGCACGCCUCAACAGAACGGUCGUGCAGAGCGGGUCAAUCGUUCCAUUGUCGAAGGCGUCCUUUGA
Messenger RNA from Microbotryum saponariae, 4168 nucleotides. The record is from the annotation of a GenBank genome assembly. NCBI's taxonomy places the organism in Eukaryota, Fungi, Basidiomycota, Microbotryomycetes, Microbotryales, Microbotryaceae.